This is a messenger RNA of Nannospalax galili (Upper Galilee mountains blind mole rat), 681 nucleotides long. NCBI's taxonomy places the organism in Eukaryota, Metazoa, Chordata, Mammalia, Rodentia, Spalacidae. The record is from the annotation of a RefSeq genome assembly.
AUGAACGAAAAUCUAUUUGCCUCUUUCGCUACCCCUACACUAAUAGGCCUCCCCAUUGUAAUUCCCAUCAUUAUAUUCCCAACCCUAUUUUUUAAAACAACAAACAAAUUAAUCAACAACCGAGUAACAACAGCCCAACAAUGAUUAAUUAAACUUAUUACCAAACAAAUAAUAUUUACACACUCACCAAAAGGCCGCACAUGAUCUCUAAUACUCACCUCACUCAUCAUCUUUAUUGGAUCUACAAACCUCCUAGGGCUGCUUCCCCAUACAUUUACCCCAACCACACAACUCUCAAUAAACUUAGGCAUAGCAAUCCCAAUGUGGGCAGGAGCUGUAAUCCUAGGCUUCCGUUAUAAAACAAAAGCAUCACUAGCCCACUUCCUACCCCAAGGUACCCCUAUUACCCUAAUCCCAAUACUAGUUAUCAUUGAAACAAUUAGCCUAUUCAUUCAACCUAUAGCACUAGCUGUACGUCUAACAGCUAACAUCACAGCGGGACACCUACUAAUUCAUCUAAUUGGAGGUGCUACACUAGUAUUAACCACAAUUAGCCUAUCAACAGCCAGCAUUACCUUCCUAAUUCUAAUAAUACUUACCAUCCUAGAACUUGCUGUAGCUAUAAUCCAAGCCUACGUAUUUACCCUACUAGUUAGUCUAUACCUACAAGACAACACAUAA